UGCCCCAGCCCCGGUGGCGGCGGGAGCGGCGGCGGGGCCAUGGCGGAGCCGGCGGUGUCCUGCCGGGUGCAGUACCUGGAGGACGCGGAUCCCUUCGGCUGCGGCAGCUUCCCGGAGCCGCGGCGAGCCCCGGUGUACGCCGUGGUGGAGGCUCUGGCCCUGGGAGCGCAGCUGCCCGCCCUGCACCGCCUGCUCGGGGCCCCGCUACCGCUGGAGGACUGCACACUGCAGGUGUCACCCUCAGGACACUACCUGGACCUCGACUUGUCGCUGCUGGAGCAGAAGGAUGAUCUGGAGGGUUUCUACGAGGAGGUCAGGAAGGGGAGGCGACCCACCCUCAUCCUGCGCACGCAGCUCUCGGUCCGGGUCCACGCCAUCAUCGAGAAGCUGUACAACUCCCAGGGCCCGGAGCUGCGGAGAUCCCUCUUCUCCCUCAAGCAACUCUUCCAGGAGGACAAGGACUUGGUGCCUGAGUUUGUGAACCUGGAUGGGCUGACGUGUCUGAUCAAAGUAGGGGCAGAAGCCGACCAGAACUACCAGAAUUACAUCCUCCGGGCCCUGAGCCAGAUCAUGCUCUUCGUGGAUGGGAUGCAGGGGGUCAUCAACCACAACGAGACCAUCCAGUGGCUCUACACCCUCUCGGGGAGCCCGUUCCGCCUGGUGGUGAAGAUGGCCCUGAAGCUGCUGCUGGUGUUCGUGGAGUACACGGAGCCCAACGCCCUGCUCCUCAUCCACGCCGUCAACGCCGUGGACCAGGCAAGAGGCAUGUGUCCAUGGUCCAACCUGAUGGCCAUCCUGGAGCAACGCAACGGGGCUGACACGGAGCUGCUGGUCUUUGCCAUGACGCUGGUCAACAAGACCCUGGCAGCCCUCCCAGACCAGGACACCUUCUACGACGUGACAGACUGCCUGGAGCAGCAGGGCAUGGAGCAGGUGGUGCAGCAGCACUUGGCCAACAAGGGCACCGACCUGGACUUGAAGCAGCAGUUUGUGCUCUACGAGAGUGCCCUGAAGCUGGAGGACGGGGUGGAGGAGCCAUCUCCAGGGACACGCAAGGAGCGGAGGAGGACGGAGGAGGGUCGGCGUGGGUGGAGGUCCCAGGGGGGCUGCCCAGACCCCCAGCCACUGCCAGGGUCCCCUGGCACCCCGGAGGAGCCCCCCACCAAGGACAUCCCGGCUGUCUCCGUGCCCAGCAGCCCCACAGACCCUUGUCCCACCAGCACGUUCAGCAGCGCGUCCAGCGUCCGCUUGGCCCUGGCAGCCCCCCCAGCCCAGCAGGAGCAGCCCCCCGGCCCGGGCGAGCGCAGCGUCUACAAGCUGCGCCAAACUGGCCCUGUCUGGAGGGAGGAUGCCCCCCCCUUGCGUGGGGACAAGCCUAUUUUGAGGAGGUUUGAAGCUCGCUUCUUGGAGAACCUGGCUGCAGCCCAGAAGGAGAAGAUGGCUUCCAUGGCCAAGGGACGGCUCGAUGUCCUUGGAGAUGCUGCCCUGGAGCAUCCCAGUGCUCUGCCUUGGGACAGAGACAGAGGCACCUCUGAGCCUGGGAUGGAGCCACCCAACAUAAGGUCUCGCCUGGCUCGGCCCGAUGCCACCGACUCCUGCGGCACCAUCUCCUCCGACACCAAGUUUAUGCUGGACAUGCUCUACGCCAAGGGCUCCUCAGAGCUGGGCAGGGAGAAGGUCUUCCCUGAGGUCCCGUUGUCCCCCCCAGUCCAGGGCGAAGUGGAGAAGGAGCCCGAGGGAGGUGUCAGCCAGGAGCAGGAGGGUGCCUGGCACCGUGGCAGGGCUCCAGAUGGGCCGGUGGCCAGUGCCCACGCCAAGCUGGCACGUGCCAUGUCCAGCACAGACGCCGAGAGCCAGGCGCAGAAGCUGGAGAGCACUGGGAUGAUGCCCGUCAAGAAGGAGGUGGAGCUGACAUGGGAGCGCCUGGAGGCCGGCCCCGUGCAGCUGAAGAUCAAAGACCUGGAUUUCACUGAUCUGGGGGACGAAGAAGACUUUGACAUCCUGGAGACGGGGCCUAUGGCCAAUGGCUCCUUCCUCCCUCCUGGCAUCGAAGCAACGAGUGCUGGAGCUCUAAUGGUUCCCCCUCCACCUCCCCCCAUCCCUGGUUGCCCACCACCUCCUCCUCCACCUCCUGCUAUCCCUGGUUGCCCACCACCUCCUCCUCCACCUCCUGCCAUCCCUGGUUGCCCACCACCUCCCCCUCCACCUCCUGCAGUCCCCAGCUGCCCACCUCCCCCAGGGCUACCAGGCUCCUCAACGACAGAUGGCCCCUCCCAGGCCAAGAAGAAGAGGACAGUGAAGCUCUUUUGGAAGGAGCUGAAGCAGCUGGAUGGCACUGUGGGGCCAGGGAGGUUUGGCCAAGAGACACUGUGGGCGUCCUUGCAGAGCGUCGAGGUCAAUGCUGCCAAACUGGAGCAUCUCUUUGAGUCACGGUCAAAGGAAGCACCAACUUCCAAGAAGGCCAUCGAUGGGAAGAAGGUGGUGGUGGUGCUGGACCCCAAGAGGAGCAACGCCAUCAACAUCGGCCUGACGGUGCUGCCCCCCGUGCACAUCAUCAAGACGGCCGUGCUCAACUUCGAUGAGUUCGCGGUCAACAAGGAAGGGAUUGAGAAAAUCCUGACCAUGGUCCCAACCGAGGAGGAGAAGCAGAAGAUCCAGGAGGCCCAGCUGGCCAACCCUGAUGUGCCUUUGGGCUCUGCAGAGCAGUUCCUACUCGCCCUGUCUUCCAUCAGCGACCUCACGGCCAGGCUCCAGCUCUGGGCCUUCAAGCUGGACUAUGAGAGUCUGGAGCAGGAGAUUGCAGAGCCGCUCUAUGAUCUGAAGGUGGGCAUGGAGCAGCUGGCCAGAAACCACACCUUCAAGUGCAUCCUGGCCACGCUGCUGGCCAUGGGCAACUUCUUGAACGGCUCCCAGAGCAGAGGUUUUGAGCUGGGCUACCUGGAGAAGGUCUCGGAAGUGAAGGACACCGUGCACCGGCAGUCCCUACUCCACCAUCUCUGCCAGAUGGUGGUGGAGAAGUUCCCAGAAACCACUGACCUCUACUCAGAGAUCGCCUCCAUCACCCGCUCCGCCAAGGUUGACUUUGAGGAGCUGGCCAACAGCCUGGCGCAGCUGGAGCGGAGGUGCAGGGCCUCCUGGGACAACCUGAAGGUGAUGGCCAAGCACGAGACCAAGCCAGUGCUGAAGAGCAAGCUGACUGACUUCCUCAAGGACAGCACCCAGCGCGUCGUCGUCCUGAAGGUGGUGCACAGGCGCGUCCUCAACAGGUUCCGCUCCUUCCUGCUCUACCUGGGGUACCCGGCAGGCACGGUGAGGGACGUCAAGGUGACCUCCAUCUGCAAGCUGCUGAGGGAGUUCGCCCUGGAGUACCGCACCUGCCGGGAACGCGUCCUCCAGCAGCAGAAGAAACGGGCCACCCACCGCGAGCGCAACAAGACGCGGGGGCGGCUCAUCACCGAGACCGAGAAGUUCUCCGGCAUCACCGAGGCCGCUCCACCCCCCGCCGUGGUCUCCAGCAGCCCCGGGGAGCAGAUGGAAGCCGGUCAUGAGAGCAUGAAGAUCCUGCUGACCUCCCCCGCGGAUGUCCCUGCCCGCCGCAGCCGGGCCAGCCGGGGGGCAGGGCAGGCCAGCCCGGUGCAGGGCUCGCCAGCGCAGGAGGAUGUCCCCAGCUCCCCAGAUGAUGCUUCUGAUGAGAUCAUGGACCAGCUGGUGAAGUCGGUGACACAGAGCGCCAACCCCCGGCCCUGCCCCAGCAAGGAGCGCAGGAGGUCGCGGGGCAACAGGAAGUCCUUGAGGAGGACACUCAAGAGCGGGCUCAGCGACGACCUGGUGCAGGCGCUGGGCCUGGGGCGGGCGCCUGGCAUGGAGGUGUGAGGGGCCCCCCUGCCCCUGCCAGCAGCCCCGGGGAGGCAGAUGGAGGUGGUGGCAGCCCCUGUGGCUCCAGGACUGGCAGGUCCUCUCCCCUUCCCUCCCCUGGCCUCCAGCUCCAGCAGGAGUGGGCAGCAGGAUGCGAGCGAUGCCCCGGAGCUGCUCCGUGGUGGCCAGGAUGGAGGUGCCCAAGCUCCUGGGUGUGGGCAUGGAGCCUCAGGGUUCAUCUUCUCAACAGUAUUAGAGGGGUCAAGGGGCUGGACCCAGACCUGCUCUGGGAACUGGGUCUGUCCCGUGGCCACUGUGGCAAUAAAGUUGGUCUGACACGC
Apus apus (common swift) is the source of this 4196-nucleotide messenger RNA. It is a transcript of the gene FHOD1, whose product is annotated as formin homology 2 domain containing 1. The transcript is spliced from 24 exons. Gene Ontology annotation, cellular component: cytoplasm; cytoskeleton. Gene Ontology annotation, biological process: actin filament network formation; cortical actin cytoskeleton organization. Bases 40 to 3873 code for a protein of 1277 amino acids. NCBI's taxonomy places the organism in Eukaryota, Metazoa, Chordata, Aves, Apodiformes, Apodidae. The record is from RefSeq and is a predicted model, not a curated record. Gene Ontology annotation, molecular function: actin filament binding.